ACAUCCCCAGCAUGGGAAAAAUGACAGGACUCUCGCACAGGAACCACGCAGAGUCAAUCUGACACUAACCCCAUGAAUUGAUCCGCCUCAAUUUCCAGGCGCUUGGAACCGACGCCCACGCCAGCAAUCAACGCCCCACACACUCAACCCCAACCACGACACCCAAUCUCAAAACGCUAAAGGCUCGAACACACAUCUCGUCCGCCGAUGGAGGUCCGGGCCAGCAGCAGAGGCAAACUGUCCACAACAGGGGACCGCCAUGCCCUCGACGGUGCUACAACUACAACUACCGGAGGGCUGCUGCUGCUGCAGGUCACACAGACGCACUCCACCCGCACGACCACCCCCCCUCCGCCCGCCAAGGCAAGCCAAGUCCCAAGUGCCUAGUCUCCUGUUGCCACUACGACUGUACGUCGGCCUGCUCUACUCGGUUCUUCCCGGCUCAUCUAGCCCCCGCGCACCGCUCGCUCGCUCGUCCCAGCCCGACACCUUCGCUUCUCCUCUGCUUCUGAGCGAUCGGGCUUCUCCUCUCGUCGCGCUCGCUCCUCCCUCCCUCCCUCCCUCCCUCCGCUCGACCGUCGCCCGGAGACGGCAUCGGCAUCAGCAGCAGCAGCAGAAGCAGCUCCUUCGCCCUCGGCCCUCCUCAACACCGAGAACCAGACAGAGACGAAGGCCGGGAAUUGCCUGCCACAGAGCGUGUGACAGACCAGAGCGAGCCUGCCUCGGCAUGGAAGCGGAGAAAUUCUCUCCGGGGAGAAGAGAGGCCGCGAUGAGAGAAACUCGCAGUCAGACGAAUGGAGCCUCCAUGCCCCACCCGCAACCCCCCGCCCCCAGCCCCCACCCCCUUCCCCCGCGACCGCGACCGUCCGGCCGCUCCGAGCGCGGGGGUCUUCGUCCCGGCCGCUCCGAGCGCGGGGGUCUUCGUCCCGGCCCGCGGUCCUGGUUCGCGGGCGGACUCCGGCGCAGACCUUCGGAUGAUGGUUCAACGACCUUGAAACCGGCGCGCUGCAACGGCCCGGCCCCGGCCGCGCCUCGUGACUCAUGA
Molecule: messenger RNA, 1045 nt
Organism: Marchantia polymorpha subsp. ruderalis
Lineage: Eukaryota; Viridiplantae; Streptophyta; Marchantiopsida; Marchantiales; Marchantiaceae
Source: the annotation of a GenBank genome assembly